AUGACGAAAUUUAAUGAACUUAAGAUUCCGCAACUUAAGAAGGAGUUGGAACAGCGGGGCUUAUCAUCUGCUGGAAACAAAGCAGAGCUGCAAGCACGACUACGCGAGGCUAUGGAGGCGGAGGGGGUCAGUGUGGACGAAUACGUGUUCCAACUGGAAAUUGAGGAGUUAUCGACUAAAGUGGAAGGUAGGGCAGAAGCUCCAGGUCCAUCAGCGGGUUUAGACAUGAAUAUGAUGAUGACUGCAAUAUCACAAAUAUCGUCGCAGAUGUCGCAACUGUCUUCUCAAAUAUCAUCGGAGUUGUCGUCGCAGAUAAAUACGCAGCUGGAAAAGCAGGAUACCCGUAUAUCACAGGUCUUAUCCCAAUUAGAAGCACAGAAGACACAUGUAACGUCGCAACUGGAAACGCAGGAUCUAAAAAUUACGCAGUUACAGGAGAAGACGGGAGGCAUUGAGACUGAAGUAGAUGCAAUGAAAGCUCGCCUCUGUGAACUACAACUGAAUCGCCCGAAUGUUUUAAUUAGCGGUUCCAAAGUAAAAGCUCCAUCCUUCGAUGGCACUGUAUCCUUCUCAAUAUUUAAGCUCCAGUUUGAAACAACAGCAACAACAAACAACUGGGGUACUGCAGACAAAGUAGCUGCAUUGGUUGUCUCGCUUAAGGGUUCUGCAGCCGAAGUACUGCAGACAGUUCCAGAAAUCGACCGGGGUAACUAUGACGCUAUAAUGGCCGCAAUAGAGAGACGUUACGGCAGUGACCACAGGCAACAAAUGUUCCAGAUGGAAUUGAUGAAUCGCUUUCAGAAGAUAAAUGAGACACUGCAAGA
Rhagoletis zephyria (snowberry fruit fly) is the source of this 824-nucleotide messenger RNA. RefSeq lists its product as uncharacterized. The record is from RefSeq and is a predicted model, not a curated record. NCBI's taxonomy places the organism in Eukaryota, Metazoa, Arthropoda, Insecta, Diptera, Tephritidae.